Messenger RNA from Trichophyton benhamiae CBS 112371, 2271 nucleotides. Its product is annotated as ankyrin repeat protein. The transcript has 3 exons. The record is from RefSeq and is a predicted model, not a curated record. Gene Ontology annotation, molecular function: protein binding. The coding region runs from base 1 to 2271 and encodes 756 amino acids. Lineage: Eukaryota; Fungi; Ascomycota; Eurotiomycetes; Onygenales; Arthrodermataceae.
AUGGACCCUCUCUCGGUCACGGCAAGCAUCAUCGCCGUUGGCACCGUCGCCGGCAAGAUAUGCUCUGCCUUCACUGAGCUGAGGUCUCUUUGCCGCAGCCUUCCUGGGCGUCUCCAUGCAUUGAACAAUGAAGUUGCUGAUCUGGAGAUCGUCCUCUUCGAGCUCGCUUCGCUCACAGAAAGGCGGACAGCGGUAGUCGAUAGUGACCGGCUGUCUCUUCAACACCUGGUAAAACAGGCAGAGGUCAAGCUGUUGGAGCUGCAAGAAAUUGUAGGCCGACUGCGAACGGCGUAUCGAGAUGCUGCGGUUCCAUUUGCCCUUGGAGCCUUUAGCAAGGAAAAGACCAGGCUCCAGGGAUUGCAGGAGGAAAUCAGGUCGGUCAAAUGUGAUUUGAACAUCAUGCUUGGUGCUUCGAACUCACAAGAUAUGACCGAUAUGCGUCUUCAGUUGGAGGCCAUAUCCAUUAUUACUAGGGAAUCUUCCCAGGAAAACAUUGCUUUGCAAGGCCAGCUGAUCAGCAGUCUUUCGCAUGUAGACAAGCGGGUGGCCCGUGUUGAAGAGCUGCUACGUUCCCAGGCACAAAAAGUCAAGGAAGAACAGUUCACCCAGGUUGGACCGCUGUACAAUAUCGUUGCUGCGAGACGACACUCCCCCCAUCCAAGGAAAGCCCCUAUACCUAGAGAUGGACAACUGUUUAUUGGAUGCUCGGGGAUCCCCUAUCUGUCACCGAGCUGCGAUGUUGAUACCUGUACCAAAUACCGUGCGAGUAAGAUUAGCAUGGAAUACUGGUUCCCCAUGGGACUUAACUCAACCAUUCUCCGUAUGCAGGCAGGGUAUCAAGCCAACACUGGUCUCCUUUUCCAACUGCAGACUUUUAGAAGCGUUCCUGACGACGCGCAGUGUGUGAAAUUUGCAUUGGCUGGGGAUAUAGAAGGUUUAAAGUAUCUUUUUGCUAAUGGCCUGGCUUCUCCCAGAGAUGUAAGUCCUGCAAGAGGCUAUACCCUUCUCCGCUGGGCGCUCUACGGGAAGAAAUAUGCCACUUGCGAGUUUCUUCUCCAUGCAGGUGCAGAUCCGGACUACAGGCCCAUAGCCACGUCGGAUAAUAGCCCUCGGAUAAAGGCCUGCCACUUUAUUCUCGAAGGAGGCCUCCCCGAAGAUGGCGCUGAUGCAUUGCGACUAAUUGCUCGAGGUGGCCAUUAUGACGACUUUAUCGACGAGUCAAACUUCACUCAGACACAUCGUAUUGUUCUUGGUUUGUCACUUCGGAGCUUAGAAGAGGAAAUAAAACUCCAUCCGGAAGAUAUCAAUGCUCAGGAUUCUAUGGGUCGGACUCCAUUGGCUUGGGCGGCGGCACGAGGGGAUAGCCAUUCUGUUGUUACCCUGUUAAGCCACGGAGCCGACCCAAACAUCAUAGAUGUACAGAUAUCCGGGCCGGUAUCAAAUGCAGCUGCGAGAGGCUACACGGCAUGUGUUCGGCUGUUACUCGAGGCUGGAGCUCAUCCAGACCCUCCAAUGCCCCCAGGGGUGAAAAAGGGCUCGCCACUGAAUGUAGCAGCCCGCAAUGCCACUGAUAUCCUUCUGCUGAAGAAUCUGCUGGACUUUGGGGCUGACCCUGAUUCAAGCGGUACAGACGGAGACACACCUCUAAUACAUGCUGCCCGGACCGAUAACUCUAGCUUCGCGUUACUAUUUCUUGAGUAUGGCGCAGAUAUCAACUACAUCUCGAUAAAGGGAGCCACCCCCUUGACAACUGCCAUCACUUAUAACAGCCACAAUGUCCUGUCCUUGAUCUUGGACAGGUGGCAUGAGUAUUCGGAUUGUCCACGUCUAAAGGCACCGGAUUUACUCCAGGCAGUUGCCUUGUACGCGGAUGUCAAGACUAUGCAAAUUAUUUCGAGUAUGGACCAUCUGCGAUCGAGGCAGGACAAGGAUUAUAUCGUUGGAGACUUCAGCAGCCGCCUGCAUCAAAGGCCUGACCUGACAGAGGAGUUAACCCUUGCGUUUGGCAACCUGCUAGAUGCAAUCAACAAUGUCAAAACCGCGAAGCCGAAGUCUCGUAUCUGCCCGGAAAAGUUGCUCGAGGCUGGUUCUAUGCCGUCCCUGCUCACUAGAAAUCAGAUAUCCAGAGGAGAUUGUCAAGACAGCCCAAGCUCAGAAUCAGGAUGUUUCUUUUCCUGCCCUGGGUCGCCUGUUGGCUUCUUUGAUAACAGUGAUGAGGAUGCUCCAAGCACUUUCCCAGAUGACGUUGAGUCCCAACCAAAUCACCCGUGA